Messenger RNA from Orbilia oligospora ATCC 24927, 903 nucleotides. RefSeq lists its product as uncharacterized. The record is from RefSeq and is a predicted model, not a curated record. The transcript has 5 exons. NCBI's taxonomy places the organism in Eukaryota, Fungi, Ascomycota, Orbiliomycetes, Orbiliales, Orbiliaceae. Bases 1 to 903 code for a protein of 300 amino acids. Gene Ontology annotation, cellular component: HAUS complex. Gene Ontology annotation, biological process: spindle assembly.
AUGAUACCCAUAUGCCCAGACGAAGUCCUAGAAAGGAACCCCCAGUUCAAAACCGUCUUCCAGAAUCUUACAGUUAAUAAACUCAACUCGGACGCGUCGACGAAACUCUCGAAUGAGGGUGCAAAGGAAAGCGAGGAUGUCGAUAAAAGGCUUACUACUAUCCGAGAAGAUCUCGUAAAGACUAAAAUUAUUCGACAGAGAUUAGUUCACAUAUUAAAUGAACUGCCUCCAGAUUUAAGAGAAGUCAUAGACCUCUACCUCUCCUCUCAGAACUCCGGCGCCGUCCUUAGAAAGGAUGACGAAGCGUUCUUUUUGGAAGGCCUUCCUCUUAUCUGUAAAGCCUUGAACAAAGUCAUCCUCGAAGAUGCCACAGAUCUAGCCAACAUGUGCGGUGGGAACGAUGUAACCCCCUACACCCUCCCAGCCCACAUAACCCACCGCCUCCAAUCCCUCCAAUCCCGUCGUACCCACCUCUACAACCUCAGAACCCAAUCCCUCAAAAAGACCCUCCACCUAACGACCCUCCUCCGCACUCAAAUUUCCACAACAAUAAAACUAAUCGAACAAACAAAGCACGGCCUCUCCUCCCGUGCCCAAAAAUCCCAAGCAAAGCAUCUAGCAUUAGUCUCAGAAUCCCUGGAAGGAAAAGUCAAGAUUAUGUAUUUCGAACAACUAGACAGGAUUUAUGAUGACGAUACUACAGGUGCCUUGGCAUUCUAUAAAGAGCAUUUGGAGGAUGUGAAGGUUAGGUUGAAGAAACAAGGGAGGAAGGCGGAGGGUGAAUUAGAGGAGUACGAAGGUUUUGGGGAAGGGGUCAAGAGGGACGUUGUGCGGUACGCAAAGGUUCUCGAUGAAUUGGAAAGGGUGACGGUGGAGGUUCAACGGUUGGAAGGCGAUUUUUGA